Molecule: messenger RNA, 1708 nt
Organism: Closterium sp. NIES-67
Lineage: Eukaryota; Viridiplantae; Streptophyta; Zygnematophyceae; Desmidiales; Closteriaceae
Source: the annotation of a GenBank genome assembly
CUUCUCGCCGCGUUUUGUGCUCGCAUCGCUGCGACUGCGCACGUGAUAGAUAGCAGCCGUGCGCAGCACUAGAUUCCACUCUCCACUCCUCCAGCGCGCGGCCCGUCCUCUGACCAUUCUUGUCUCCCCGUGGCAGCUUCGUGCCGGCAUGCCGUGGCGGACGUCAGGUUGCCAGAAAUGUCGGCGAAAUGCGGCGGCCUUGACAUCCUUCUGCAAAGUCGUUCACGGAAGAAGAGAUAACGUUUCCUGGCAUGCACACAGACGCCCUCACAUGCUGCUGCUGCUACUGCUGCUACUGUGCGUGUGUGGAGAGGCACCCGCGCAGAUCAUCCAGAUACCUCAACUGGACAUCUUGAAAGCACUCAAGGACGAGUGGGGCACUUUCUAUGGAAGUGACUCGUGGACUGGUGCGCAGUGUGGCCAGAUGUGGGGCAUUGCCUGCAACGCCAACGGCUUCAUUACCUCCCUGAGUAUCAUUGAGCAAACGCUCCUGACGCCCAUCCCCCCUGCCAUAAGCGGUCUGAGCUACCUUCAGUCCCUCACUCUGGCUGACUGCCACUUGACGGGCUCGCUGCCAUCUGCCCUCUUCACUCUGCACAGCCUCACCAAGCUGGACCUUAACUACAAUGAUCUCUCUGGCUCUAUCUCAACUAGCAUCAGCAAGUUGACCAACCUGGAAUACAUUGCAAUUCAAGGAAAUAGUCUGGAGGGCUCUGUGCCCGUCGAGAUGUCACGCUUGAAGAAACUCAAUCUCCUGAGACUCGGCCGCAACGCCCUGUCCGGUCCACUUCCACCCUUCAUUACCUCCUUCACCAACCUUGUCACCUUGAAUCUAGAUUUCAACAGUUUCAGUGGGAGUCUGCCGAACUCCCUGAUCCAGCUGCAAGGACUGACACGCCUGCACCUGGAGUACAACCGGCUUGAUGGAAGCCUGCCUUCGGCCCUUGGAGCCCUCACUCAGCUGUGCUACCUGAUGCUGGGCGGGAAUGACUUCUCAGGCACCAUGCCAUCGGCACUAGCCAGCUUGAAGAACCUGCAAGUCCUUUCCCUUCGUGGCCUUCGCCUCCAUGGCCUUGUGCCUCUCGCUCUCAGCUCCCUGCAGAAGCUGCAAUACCUGGAGCUGUCUUCCACAUCUCUAUCGGGGCCCUUGUUGCCCAUCGUGGCUCCCAUGACAAGCCUUAAGGAGCUAGUGGCGAGCUACAACCAGUUCACGGGAGAUGUGCCCAUCCCAGCGUCCAAGGCCCUGGCAGUUGUGGACGUCCAGAGCAACUACUUCUCCUCCGCCCCCACCCGCCCUAAAAACUGCUCCGCUGUUCGCUUCUUGCUGUUUGACAACUGCCUGCCGACCGCCCUGUGCGGGGUGAACCACGAGCAGAGGAGCAACGCGAGCUGUGCAGCAUUCUGUGGGGUGGGGCAGGGCGGGGCGCUGUGCAGUGGUCAUGGGUACUGCUUCAUGAACGACAGCAGCAGCACGGGCGAGUGUGUGUGCGAGGCACACUACUCCACUCGCAAUGGCCCCCACACAUGCACAUACACAGGAAAGCAAAGCGAAUCUCGACUUGAAUCCCUCACUGUUUGACACAUGCGUGCAUAUUGUUCUAACUGCACCACCAUGCCCCCACUCAUUUUUCUCUUGUAUGAAGCCAUAUCUCUCGAGCUUCUCUCACCCCCCUCCCCUGUCGAUUCCUAAUUAAUCAUGUUUUACCGU